Molecule: messenger RNA, 3090 nt
Organism: Closterium sp. Naga37s-1
Lineage: Eukaryota; Viridiplantae; Streptophyta; Zygnematophyceae; Desmidiales; Closteriaceae
Source: the annotation of a GenBank genome assembly
AUGCCGUACGUACCACCUCAUUUACGCAACUCGGCGGGUGGAUCGGCUGGAGGUUCCGCUCCCCCGUCAUCCUCCCAAGGAGGCCGAUCCGAUCCUCCAGGCCGCUACGGCGAUCGGAACGACUAUGGCAGCUUCGGUUCUAGAAGCUACGGCUCUCGAGAUAGAGACGAUCGGAGGGAUAGAGAUGACAGAGGCAGCAGGGACGGUGGCAACAGGGACGGUGGCAGCAGCAGCUUCGGCAGCAGCCGUCGGCCUGUAGAGAGCCGGGGAAGCGGCCCUUCAGAGCCGGUCUGCCCGGCAUGGAAGCCGUCGGACCGCGUGAUCCGCUUGCAAGAAGAUCAGAUCGCUGAGGUCCGCGCGCGACUGAACGUGACAGUGGAAGUGACGCCUGGCACGGGCGUUGCACCAGCCCCGGUGGAGUCGUUUGACGACAUGGGCCUGCACCCGAACAUAUCAAAGGACAUCGUGUACCACAGCUACACCAACCCCACGCCCAUUCAGGCGCAGGCCAUGCCCAUUGCGCUCUCCAACCGCGACCUCCUCGGCUGUGCUGAAACCGGCAGUGGCAAGACCGCCGCCUUCGCCAUCCCCAUGAUCCAACACUGCCUGCAUCAAGCCCCUCUGCGGCCGGGCGAUGGGCCUCUGGCGCUCGUGCUGGCGCCCACCCGCGAGCUGGCGCAGCAGAUUGAGAAGGAGGUGAAAGCGUUCAGCCUGUCAUCGGAUGGGUUCAAGACAGCGAUCAUAGUGGGCGGCACGCACAUGAGUGAGCAGCGGUCGGUGCUGCGAGGGGGCGUGCAGGUGGUGGUGGCGACGCCAGGGCGAUUCAUAGACCAUCUGCAGCAGGGCAACACGUCGCUCGCACGUGUGUCCUUUGUCGUGCUGGACGAGGCCGACAGGAUGCUUGACAUGGGAUUCGAGCCACAGAUGAAGGAGAUCAUGGCGAACCUACCGAAGCAGCACCAGACGCUGCUGUUCUCAGCGACGAUGCCGGAGGAGAUAGAGGCGCUGGCGCAGGAGUACCUCCGGACGCCCGUGCGCGUCAAGGUGGGGCGCGUGAGCAGCCCCACUCAGAACGUGACCCAGUCCCUGGAGAAGGUGGCUGAGAAGGACAAGGUGGAUCGGCUGCUACAGCUGCUGGUGGAGGAGAUGGCUGCUGCAGAGAGCGGGCAGCAGCCGCUGCCACUCACCAUCGUGUUCGUGGAGCGCAAGGUGAAGUGUGACGAGGUGUGUGAGGCACUGACAGCGCAGGGCCUCAAGGCAGCAGCGCUGCAUGGGGGGCGCAGCCAGGGGGAGAGAGAGGCCGCGCUGCUGGACUUCCGCAAGAACACCAUCAACAUCCUCGUGGCAACGGACGUGGCAUCGAGAGGGCUGGACGUGUCGGGAGUGGCUCUGGUCGUCAACAUGGACCUCCCCAAGGCACUAGAGGACUAUGUGCACCGCAUCGGGCGAACAGGGCGAGCAGGGGCGUCUGGGCGAGCUCUGUCGUUCUACACCGAUAGGGAUGCGUUCUUGGUGGCGCAGAUCAAGAAAGCGCUAUCAGAGGCAGAGGCAGGCAACACAAUGGCGUUCGCGACUGGCAAGGCUGCAAGGAGGAAGGAGAAGGAGGAGGCAGCAGCAUUCCGGGAGAAUCGGGCAUCAACAGUAGCAAAUGUGACGAUGAUAGGGGCUACAGCAGUGAAGAUAGUGGAUCAGAAGUACAAGCACAUGAUUGCGGCUCAAGCGGGGCCGGACAAGGUGGAGGGGGCAGCAGAUGAUGCCUUUGAUUAUACCCCCGGCAUCUGCGAUAAGGCUGGGUAUGCGAACGCAACAUCGGUGGGCGGCCCUCUGGUGAUGUGUGGCUCUGGCGAGACGGAGGGGUCAGCUCAGCUGGAGCUCGUGAGACGGGGCGUGGCUCUCUUCCUCACCUACAGGCUCACCGCCCAGGCUGGCACCCGCCCCUCCUCCAAGCCCCACCUCCUCGCCGCCAACCCCUGCCCCUCCUCCUCCGCCACCACUGCCACCGCCACCUCUCUCUCCCUCGACCCAGCUCUCUCGGCGCAUCUUGGCAGCUCUCUCACCGCCAAUCCCCUCAACGCCACCGCGGGCGCUGCUGCUGGAGCCUCAGCCAGUCUUCUCAACACCUCCGCGGGUGUUGGUGCCACCGUGGGGGCGUCUCUUCCCAACGGAACGGUGGAUGCAGCAGGAGGAGUCUCGGCUUCUACUGGACUCAUGGGCACAUCUGCUGGUGUUGGCGCUACUCUUGGAGCGUCUCUUCCCAACGGAAUGGUGAACACAGCAGGAGGUGUCUCUGCCUCCACCAAUCUUCUCAACACAUCUGCAGGGGUGGGCGCUGGUGCUGCCGUCUCCCUUCCCAACGGCUCUCUCGCUGCAGCGGGUGAUCUCUCUGCUUCCACCGGCCUCCUCAACACAUCCGCCGGGGUAGGAGCCACUGCAGGGGUCUCCCUUCCCAAUGGCACUGUCGGUGCAACGGGCGGCGUUGCUGCGUCCACGGGGCUGCUCAACACGUCUUCUGGUGUUGGCGCCAGCAUUGGAGCUUCCCUUCCCACCGGCACUGCCUCAGCAGCAGGAGGCCUCUCUGCCUCGUCCGGUCUCCUCAACACGUCAGCCGGCAUGGGAGCAGGAGUGGGCGUGUCUCUCCCCAAUGGCUCCCUCUCGGGCUCUGCCUCCCUUGGUGCCUCCUCCCCUCUCCUCAACACUUCAGCCGGCGCCGGGGCUGCUGUCAACGCAGGCUCGGGCGGCGUCAACGCCAACCUCGGAGCCUCGGCAAACCUCGGCGGCUCGGUCUCUGGCCUCAUCUCCGGCGUGGGCGGGGCCGUGGGGAACCUCGUAGGCUCGGCGGGGAACAUGGCAGGCUCGGUGGUAGGCACGGUGGGCAACAUGGGAGCCUCGGUCGCGGUGUCCCUCUCCCCGAUUGCGGUGCUGAACGGUGGGUGGGUGGCUACCAGUGGUGGCGCCUACGCCAUGAUCGGGCAGACUCGAGUGUCGGCAGUGCUGGCAUCGGCCCUCGUGACCCGCAUGUCCACCAACAUGCCCCUCUUCCUGCAAGUGCGCGUCGGUGCACAGGGCAGCCUUGUGGCUCGCAUGAAAUAG